AGCAAAAUUCACGAACAUGUUUUUCGUGUUGAGCGUCGUGUUGGGUCUGGCAGCUGCCUCUCUGGCCGCUCCGUCACAGCCUCCCUACGGAUACUCUCCACCUCCCUCUUAUCAGACUCCAGCACACUACAACUUCGACUGGGUCGUGAAGGACGACUACUCCGCCAACGACUACGGCCACCAGGAGUCCCGCGACGGAUACAACACACAGGGAUCCUACUACGUGCAGCUUCCCGAUGGUCGUCUGCAGAAGGUCACCUACCACGUGGACGGCGACUCAGGCUACGUGGCUGAGGUCAGCUACGAGGGACAGGCUCACUACCAAGCCCACCAACCUUCAUACCAUCCUACACCUGCCUACAGACCUACUCCAUCUUACAGGCCAAGACCUCAUCACUGAGAAGCUGAUUUGUAAAGCAUAUUUAAAUGAAGCAUGUUUAUAUUUACUAUUUUUAGUAACUGCCUAUCAUAGAAUAAAAAGAUAUUGAUACA
Messenger RNA from Penaeus indicus, 492 nucleotides. Its product is annotated as cuticle protein 7-like. Gene Ontology annotation, cellular component: extracellular matrix. Lineage: Eukaryota; Metazoa; Arthropoda; Malacostraca; Decapoda; Penaeidae. The coding region runs from base 17 to 400 and encodes 127 amino acids. The transcript is spliced from 3 exons. The record is from RefSeq and is a predicted model, not a curated record.